This is a messenger RNA of Carya illinoinensis, 687 nucleotides long. RefSeq names its product F-box/kelch-repeat protein At3g06240-like. The transcript is spliced from 2 exons. The record is from RefSeq and is a predicted model, not a curated record. NCBI's taxonomy places the organism in Eukaryota, Viridiplantae, Streptophyta, Magnoliopsida, Fagales, Juglandaceae. The coding region runs from base 1 to 687 and encodes 228 amino acids.
AUGCCCCUCCUUUGUGCCGACUAUGAUGUUGUCUCCCUUAUAAACGGCAUCGGAUUUGGUUUUGAUGCCAACACUCACGACUACAAGAUAAUCAGCCAUUUCCAUCUCUACGAACCCGACCCUUACUUAGAAGAAUACUCCCCGAUAAUCAUGUACCGUAGUGAGGAUUCUACUAGAGGUAUGAGGACAAACCAGAAUGGGAUGGGUGCUUCGUGGGCAUCGGGUGAUAAUGGUAUAAAUUGGGAAGGUAUUUUGUCAUUUGACAUAACCAAGGAGGUAUUCCUAGAAACCCCGCUGCCAGAUGUUAGCGAUAUAGUGUAUCCCUUUCAUAAAUAUCAACAAUAUUUCUUGUUGAAUGAAUUGGUUGCUCUCGCUAUUUCUUGGAAAGUUAUAGGCGAAGAGGGGUCGCGAAUGUGGUGGGAUAUAUGGUUGUUGCAUGAAUAUGGGGUUACGGAAUCUUGGACAAAGCUGUUCAGGGUUGGCCCUCUUACUGGAGUUAUUCAACCAUUAGAAUAUUGGAUGAAUGACAUCAUAUUCUGGGAAAAAGAUGAUGGACAACUGGCCUUGUAUGACCCAUCUACCAAAGAGAUGACGAAUCUUCAAAUUGAAGGAGAAAGUCUCUCGUUCCAGGUUAUCACUUACAUGGAAAGCCUUGUUUCCAUAAGCGGAGCAAAUGAUAUAGUAUGA